Molecule: messenger RNA, 825 nt
Organism: Iphiclides podalirius (scarce swallowtail)
Lineage: Eukaryota; Metazoa; Arthropoda; Insecta; Lepidoptera; Papilionidae
Source: the annotation of a GenBank genome assembly
AUGUGCUACUUAUGCAAUUGUUUGGCGUGGAGUGUGGAUGUCGUUCAAAGGGCGAUCACGUUCUGCCUCCUAGCCUUCCUGAUCUGCAUCAUGUGCAUCGGUUUCAGUAUCUGCAUUAUUGCCGGAAUCGCGUACGGAUACAACUACUCGAUGGCAGAAUUCAUCACAUUCACUAGAUCUGACGUCACCGUGUACAUGCGCCGCGGUCAAAUGAAUGAUCGCCCGGACUUAGCGGAAUUCGGUGUAAGAAGAAUGAGUGGUGCAUCUGAUGCAUUCUCAAACAUAAGCGCUGAUUAUCAGGAACCAGUUCCUUCGACUGGCGACAAGCAACCUCUUUCUGAGACACUUGUUAAAUCGUUGGAUACCAGAAAAUACGCUGAACGGCUCACGAAGUUCUCCAAAACUCAGAGUUCAAAAAGUCAAGACAUUGAGGAACAGCAAUCCACGGAGCUCUCAGUGAGCUACUUUAGGUUCACUACACCACCGGUGCAUCGGAUUUCGAUUGUUCCCAAUUCAGCGAUGCAGACAACGGUGCUGCAGAGUGGGAGCUCCGAAAUAAUCAUGAGGAAGUUCCCGCCUGUGAAAGAUGUAUCCGCCGAUGUGACGAAAAAGGACCCGGAUGAUUACUUCUAUAAAAUAGAUGUGGAAGAAAAGGACAAGAUCAAAUCGAAAAUGAAAAUCAACCGAGUUGACGAAUCUGGCGAGAUACCCGAUGAGGAUGUGAAGAAUCUAGGCCGUAUUCCCACAAGGCAUCCAAUCCCCAUGCGACACUUCGAAGGUACUACAGCAGAUAUGGAUGAUGAUAAUGCGGCCUACAGACCUAUU